GCAACAUCGCGCGGACGGGUGCACGAUGCGUGCACGGUGAAACAAACAAUCGCGAUGCUGUUUGAGAGUCCCAACGCGAAACUGUUCCCGGCGUUCAACAUCCCGCCGCCCGUGAGGCUCAGCGGGGCGCUGGGAGGUGUGGAGGUGCUGGACGGCGGGCUGGUGGGCGGCGAGCUGACGGCCCACGUGCUGAGCGCGCAGGCGGCCGCGCACGCCGCCGCCACGGCCGCCGCGGCCGCGCACCAGCAGCACCAACAACAGCAGAUAGCUGUGCAGCAAAUCAAUCCCUAUUUUCCAACAGAAACUUCCCCCUCGUCCGGGCGUUCGACCCCGGUAACAACCACUGCUAACGGUACAGCGCCCACAGCGACGGGCACCACCUCACCGUCACCCAGCAAGCUGUUUGUCGGUGGCCUCAGCUGGCAGACCAGCUCGGAGAAGCUUAGAGAAUACUUUGCCAUGUUUGGGCCGGUUACAGACGUACUGAUCAUGAAGGAUCCUGUUACUCAGAGAUCGCGCGGCUUCGGCUUCAUCACGUUCCAGGAGGCGUCGUCCGUGGACAAGGUGCUGGCCGUGCCCGUUCACACGCUGGACGGCAAGCGCAUCGACCCCAAGCACGCCACGCCCAAGUCCGCCCCGAGACCCGCCAAGACCAAGAAGAUCUUCGUCGGCGGCGUCGGCCAGGACACCUCGGCCGAAGAGGUCAGAUCCUACUUCUCACAGUUCGGCCUCGUCGAGGACGCCGUCAUGCUCAUGGACCAGCAGACCAAGCGCCACCGCGGCUUCGGCUUCGUCACCUUCCACUCGGAGGAGGCGGUCGAACGCGUCUGCGACAUACACUUCCACACCAUCAAGAAUAAGAAGGUGGAGUGCAAGCGCGCGCAGCCCAAGGAGGCCGUCGCCGCCGCUCCACUAGCGCUCGGCAAACGCCUCGUGCUGCGGCCGGGGCGCGGGCUGGUGUACGCGGGCGGCGUGGGCGGCGUGGGCGGCGUGGGCGCGGCGCACGCGUACCGGUACGCGCCGUACGCGCUGCCCGCCACGGGCGCCGCGGUGCUGGCGCCGCCGCAGCCCGCGCCCGCGCCCGCGCUGCCGCAGUUCGGCGCCGCCUACUCGCUGGCCGGCGUCGACAUGUCGUCCUUCCAGGGCGUCGACUGGGGCGCCAUGUACGGUCUGCCCAUGUACAUCUAGACGGUAACGAGCAAUAUUCACGUGAAAACCCCACCCGCCUACGAAGGUUAGGUUCUUAGCUCGGCUAUUUUAUUUCUUACGAUAGAGUUCCUACGUACUAUUUUUUUUUAAUUAAGGUGUUUGUCUUGCCGCGUACUCGCAGUGGCCACAAGAGGGAAUGAUCAGUAUUCGAACGUAGUUAAGUGUUUAUUGGCUCAUCAAACUUAGUGUAAGGCAGUUACAAGCAAUACUUUGCCCGCUACGGGCGUCAAAGAGAACGCAUUUCAUUUUUUUUUUAAUUAAAAAGUUAAUUUAUUAAGGCGAUUCCCAACGGGUACGCUCGAAAAUAGAAAAUGGUCGGUCCCAUGUUUAUUAAGUAUUGUUGGCGAGU
This is a messenger RNA of Helicoverpa zea (corn earworm), 1558 nucleotides long. RefSeq names its product RNA-binding protein Musashi homolog 2 (gene msi). The record is from RefSeq and is a predicted model, not a curated record. NCBI's taxonomy places the organism in Eukaryota, Metazoa, Arthropoda, Insecta, Lepidoptera, Noctuidae. Bases 55 to 1188 code for a protein of 377 amino acids. Gene Ontology annotation, molecular function: RNA binding. The transcript is spliced from 4 exons. Gene Ontology annotation, cellular component: cytoplasm.